Molecule: messenger RNA, 1737 nt
Organism: Adineta ricciae
Lineage: Eukaryota; Metazoa; Rotifera; Eurotatoria; Adinetida; Adinetidae
Source: the annotation of a GenBank genome assembly
AUGAAUAUUGAACUACUAACUACAUUUCAGCAAAAUUAUCCAGAAGAGUUCGAUGGCACGUUGGAUUGUGCAUCGAUGGCUGUAUGCUGUGCUUUUAACAAAAUCGGUUCUAUGCUAGCUGUCGGUUGUUCCGAUGGUCGUCUUGUUAUUUGGGAUUUUCUCACGCGUGGUAUCGCGAAAAUAAUCUCUGCAGAUUGGUCGCCCAUCUAUUCGAUAUCAUGGUCGAAAAAGUCCGAUUUAAUCGCAACAUCAUCGACGGAUAACACAGUUUGUGUCUGGUACACAUCGACAGGUCGUUGUCGAACACGCAUUUCAUGCAUUCAAUCGUCUAUUCUCAAAGUCCAAUUUCAUCCGAGAAAUUCCUCCUAUUUACUGAUUUGUCCAAUGAAACACAGUCCUGUACUAAUUGAUAAUACUGGCAAGCAUACAAUCGUCACGAUUGACGAUGAACCGAACGAUAUUAUUUCCACAUUCGAUCGCAAAGGUGAACAUAUUAUUCUCGGAAACAAUCGAGGAUUAAUUGUAGUGAAGACAUUUCCUGAUCUAAAAACAAUUUCAUCGUUUCGAAUCACCACUGGAACGAAUGCAAAUACUGUUUUGAGACACAUUGAAAUACCUCGUCGUGGACAAUACUGUCUGAUUAACACAAGCGAUCGUAUCAUUCGAAUUUACAAUUACACAGAAAUGUUGACAUGUGGCAAUGUUCGUGAUCUCGAACCGAAACAGAAAUUGCAGGAUUUAGUUAAUAAAUCCCUCUGGCGAAAAUGCUGUUGGUCAGGGGAUGGAGAAUAUAUAUGUGGUGCGUCAUCGCGGCAACAUUCGUUGUACAUUUGGGAAACUGUUUCGGGUAAUCUAGUCAAAAUUCUUCAUGGAACAAAGGGUGAAACGUUAGCAGACGUAUGUUGGCAUCCAGUGCGACCGAUUAUUGCCAGUAUAUCGAGUGGUGUAGUAUCAAUAUGGUCACAUUCUCAAGUCGAAAACUGGUCAGCAUUCGCACCGGAUUUUCGUGAAUUAGAAGAAAACGUUGAAUAUCAUGAACGCGAGUCAGAGUUCGAUAUUAAAGACGAAGAUCGAAGUUUAGAUGGAUCCGAUUAUGCAAAUUCACCAAAUAAAAAACAACGCUUAGAAUUAAAUGGUCCAGUGAAGAAAAAUAAUGAUGACGACAUCGAAUUAGACGUUGUUACUGAACAACGUAUUGAAGCGUUAGUUUCAAGUGACGACGAUGAUAUUAACGAUCAACUUGUUUAUUUACCAUCAGCGCCCGAAAUUGAAGAUCCAGAAAGCGAUGUUACGCCUGCAAUAACAAAGAAUCCAGUAGUAAGUCAAAGUUCUUCCGUUGAUGCCGAUCAGAAGUUUGAUAUUCAACUACAAAUUCCACCUGUUUAUGACACACAUCCGUACUAUGGUGGAACUAAACAAGCACGAACAGUUGGUAAUGCUCCUCUCGUGCCUGCUCAAGAUGUCAAACGUGACGGAAGACAACGACGAAAGGGACAACAGAAUGAACUUGAGCAACAAAAUGUUCUUCUGCCUAAAUCGAUCGAUGCAGCGGUGGCAACAGUUGCGAAUAAUCCGAAGCGUUUAACGCCCACGAAUGGUAGUGGUACAACAGCCGUCGCACCGAAUGUCGAAACCAAAGGACAACGAGCGCGUUCAGCACGAAUCGAAGGAAAGAAAGCCUCGGCUGGUCAACAUCGAUUAUCAACAGAUAAUGACACAGACUUUCUGCCGCAUUAA